Equus quagga is the source of this 4496-nucleotide messenger RNA. It is a transcript of the gene SUN1, whose product is annotated as Sad1 and UNC84 domain containing 1. The record is from RefSeq and is a predicted model, not a curated record. Gene Ontology annotation, cellular component: nuclear envelope; meiotic nuclear membrane microtubule tethering complex. Bases 85 to 2859 code for a protein of 924 amino acids. The transcript is spliced from 23 exons. NCBI's taxonomy places the organism in Eukaryota, Metazoa, Chordata, Mammalia, Perissodactyla, Equidae. Gene Ontology annotation, biological process: nuclear envelope organization. Gene Ontology annotation, molecular function: protein-membrane adaptor activity.
CUUGGGGCCGCGUCGGGGCGGCGCGGAGCAGGCCUCGGGCGGCGGCGGCGGCGGCGUGAGGCAGUAUGAUUUGAGAUCGUGAACAUGGACUUUUCUCGGCUCCACAUGUACACGCCUCCUCAGUGUGUGCCUGAGAACACUGGCUACACGUAUGCACUCAGUUCAAGCUAUUCUUCUGAUGCUCUGGAUUUCGAGACCGAGCACAAAUUGGAUCCCGUGUUUGAUUCUCCAAGGAUGUCCCGCCGUAGUCUGCGCCUGGUCACCACAGCAUGUGCCACCGAGGAAGGCCAGGCUGGGGACGCCCCCUCCUGCCCCAGCAGCGCUGCCUCCCUGAGGGACAGAGCGGCCAGAACAGCAAAACAGCGCAGAAGUGCAAGCAAGCUGGCGUUUAGUGUGAACCACGCCUCGGGGAAGGCUGUGUCCUUGGCCGUCGGCCGGAGAGGCUCUGGUGGUCUGCAGGGCGCGGCCUGUCUGCAGCCUCCUGUGCUGGACGAGUCUCUGAUCCGUGAGCAGACCAAAGUGGACCACUUCUGGGGUCUUGACGAUGAUGGAGAUCUUAAAGGUGGAAGUGAAGCCGCCGUCCAGGGCAACGGCGACCUGGCCGCCAGGAGCAACGGCUUCACCUGCCGGGACUGCAGCCUGCUCUCCGGGCGCGAGGACGCGCUCACCACGCUCCCUGCGGCCCACGGGACCUCCUCAAGAGUGUACUCGAGAGACAGGACCCAGAAACGCGGUGCAUCUUUCUGCGUGGAUAGGAUUUGGUGGCUGGCCAAGUACACUUCGUCAUCUUUUUCAUCAUUCUUAGUUCAACUUUUUCAAGUGGUUUUAAUGAAGCUCAAUUAUGAAUCAGAAAAUUACAAAUUGAAAAGUUAUGAAUCAAAAGAUCGUGAAUCAGAAAGCUAUAAGUCAAAAAGUCGUGAAUCAACAGCUCAUUCCAGCUACUGUGGGAGAGUGAAUGUGACGGAGCUCCUCAGAGAGGAUGGCCGCCUCGGUGUGCACGGGGAGUCGCUGUGCGACGACUCUAAGGGGCAGAAGCGCCCUGACACGCACGCAGCCGUCCACUCGCCGUCCUCGAGGCCAGGAGGGGCGGCGGGGCCCGCUGGGCGCGGCUUGGCUCACGCAGGUCGCCUCUUGAUGCAGACACUGCGGAGGAUCGGCGCUGCGGGCUGGUUUGUGUUGAAGGCGCUGCUGUCCGUCGUCUGGCUGGCCGUGGUUGCUCCAGGGAAGGCGGCCUCUGGGGUGCUCUGGUGGCUCGGGAUUGGCUGGUACCAGCUUGUCACUCUGAUUUCUUGGCUGAAUGUGUUUCUUCUUACAAGGUGCCUUCGAAAUAUUUGCAAAUUUUUAAUCUUGGUCAUCCCGCUGUUACUUUUGCUGGGUGCAGGGCUUUCGUUGUGGGGCCAGGGCGAUUUCCGCUCAUUCCUGCCGCUGUUAAACUGGACACACAUGUACGGAGCGCAGAGGCCGAGUGAGCCCAGGAACACACUCACGCCCGCUGCCCCUCCCCCUGCCCGGCCUCCGGAGGCUGGUGACGCGGCUUUUCCCCGGCUUCAGAUGAGCGAGGUCGAGAGGCAGAUGACCCUUCUGUCUGGACAGUGUCACAGCCACGACCAGAAGCUCAGAGAGCUGACAGUUUUGAUUCAGGAACUCCAAGCGCAGGUGCACCAGAUGGACGUCGGGAGUGAAGGGGUGCUGCCCCUGGUGAAGCGUGUGGUGGAGCAGCGUUUAAAGGAGGUCCGGGCCGAUGCGCCCUCGGGCUCUGCGACUGACUAUAUGACCUUCCACCAAGAUCAUGAACUGCGCAUCUCAAACUUGGAAGAGAUUCUUGGAAGGAUGACAGAGCGAUCUGAGGCCAUCCAGAGGGAAUUGGAGCAGACCAAGCAGAGAACAAUGAGUGGCGUGGACGAGGGGCGGCGCCUGCUUUCCGUGGUGGAGCACCUGGAGCUGGAGCUGGGCCACCUGCAGGCGGAGCUGUCGAACUGGCAGCGUCUGAAGGCCCCCUGUGAGAACGCAGACUCAGUCCAUGAGCAAGUUGAUGCUCGAGUCAGAGAAACCCUCAAGCUCAUGUUUUCUGGUGACGAGCAAGAUGCCUCCCUUGAGUGGCUGCUGCAGAAAUUUUCUUCUCAGUUUGUGAGCAAGGAUGACGUGCAGGUUUUGUUACGAGAUUUGGAGCUGCAGAUCCUGAAGAACAUUACCCACCACAUCUCUGUGACAAAACAGAUGCCAACUUCUGAAACCGUGGUAUCUGCUGUGAACGAGGCCGGAAUUUCGGGGAUAACGGAAGCGCAAGCACGCGCCAUCGUCGACAACGCUCUGAAGCUGUAUUCUCAGGACAAGACCGGCAUGGUGGACUUCGCCCUGGAGUCUGGCGGGGGCAGCAUCCUGAGCACCCGCUGUGCUGAGACCUACGAGACCAAGACGGCGCUCCUCAGCCUGUUCGGCAUCCCUCUGUGGUACUUCUCCCAGUCGCCCCGAGUCGUGAUCCAGCCCGACAUUUACCCAGGGAACUGCUGGGCGUUCCGAGGCUCCCAGGGCUACCUCGUGGUGAGGCUGUCGAUGCAGAUCCGCCCGACCACCUUCACGCUGGAGCACAUCCCGAAGACGCUGUCGCCCACCGGCAACAUCACCAGCGCCCCCAAGGAUUUUGCCGUCUACGGAUUGGAAAAUGAGUAUCAAGAAGAAGGGGAGCUUCUGGGCCGGUUCACGUACGAUCAGGACGGCGAGUCGCUCCAGAUGUUCCCCGUGCCGAAAAGACCUGAAGGAGCUUUCCAAAUAGUGGAACUUCGGAUCCUUUCUAACUGGGGCCAUCCUGAAUACACGUGUCUCUAUCGGUUCAGAGUUCACGGAGAACCUGUCAAGUAAAGAUCCACUACUGUUCUUGUACAUUUUGUAUAUACUGGGACGGCUGAAACACUGGAACCUUCCUGAAUGGGCAUAUAGACUAACAGGACCACGUCACCCCUUGAAUAAACAUUACGCACUGCCAGCAGGAGGACGUGGAGGCACACGCGGUGGAUGCCCCGAGCCCACCGUGCCGUCCUGUCCACAGAAACACUGCAUGUCGAAUGCUGGCUGCCCGGAGAUCGUGAGCAACAGCGAUCUCUGGAAGCCAUUUGAAUGUAUGGUUCACGAAAACACUUACUUUGUUUUGGGGAUUUGUUUGUGAACAUAAAGCUCUUUUUAUUUUCUUGACUUCAGGAACAAAGCAGAUGAAAUUAAAACGUUUGAAGUGUUCCUGAAGCUUUGGUAUUUAGCCUUUCAUGGCCCUUUUAAAGGACUUUGGGGGCAGAUAUAUUUCAUCUGUUGAAUCCAGCACAUCUUUCAGGGAAACACAGUGUCACCAAACUUCAGAACUCUGCACUCCCUUCCUUUGGGACGGUUGUCCUUCUCAGCACCAGUAGUUACUUUCAGUUACCAGGUGGGCAGGUGACGGGAACGGGUGUUUGUGCCUCGUCUGCCCCUCCUGAGAUUCUCCGGGUUGGGGCCCGUGCGCUAACCCCAUUCACUCUGCCGUGCGUCAAGUGAGUCUGACAUGGGGGCUGGUCUGGACCCAAACACGCGUCACUAGAGCUCUCAGGUCCCCCAGGCUCAGCCCACUGGGCACCUGGAGGUCUCCCUCACAGCGUGAAGAGGACCCAGAUUCCAGCCUCCUGGAUGUUUUGUUUUGAAUUUUGCUGAAAAGCGAACACUAACGUGCUCUAAAUCUUUCAGAGGCUUAUGUUUUCUUCCACUGACAGUUAUCAAAGGAGGUCGUGCAAAGCGGCAAAUUCCCGAGGCCCUUGCAUUUUGUGGCCCUAGUUUCUCACGGCCGUGCUUCCUCCCGCCCCUGGGCUCUGCCUUGAGUCGCGACUGCCCACCCUGCUCCUCACUUCCCCAGAGACCCGGCUGGUUCUGACGAACAGUUAACACUUGGCCUGUGCCACUGAGCGGACUUUAUAAUGAGGCAUCUGCACGGCGCUUCCCGCGUCACAGACGUACUACCUUAACUAUUUAAGUUUUAUUGGGUUAAGACAGUUUUUUUGUGUACCUUAAAUGUUGUAUUUUCAGAAAAAGAUAAAAUGAUGGUGCUGACUGGUUUUUCUGAAGAGUUUUAUGUAUAUUGCACAACAGUCCUCAAAUAUACAAAAACUACAUAAAGUAGCAUUUUUUUUUCACUCGUAGAAUUGGAACUAAUGCCUAUGCAGUUAAGUUGGAUAAAAUGUAUACAGAUGUUUCAUAUAUUACAGGAUAAAUAUAUGUCAAAAUUUCCUAUAUAAAACUAAAAAUUUGGGAGUUGGGGUGGAAGUAUUUUGAAUAGUAAUUUAUUUUUAAUGAUGCGAGAUAGGACUUUGUGCAAUGUAUUUUUGUAAAUGCUUUUCAAAAUAUUCGUCUUUGGUAGUGCUUCCUUUGCUGCCACCAAAUUGACAAGAUGCUAUUGAAAUGUUUAAAUAAAGAGUUUUAAUUUUUAAAAGUGCAUGUGAUGUUUCAAAUGAACAAUAAACAGUUUAUUUCUUUUCUCA